Molecule: messenger RNA, 834 nt
Organism: Colletotrichum lupini
Lineage: Eukaryota; Fungi; Ascomycota; Sordariomycetes; Glomerellales; Glomerellaceae
Exons: 6
Coding region: 1-834 (277 amino acids)
Source: RefSeq, a predicted model, not a curated record
AUGGGAGGGGACUGGUGCUACGAGUACAAGUUCUGGUCUGAACUGCUGCGACUGCGACUGGAACUGGACGCGCAUCAACAAGUAGCAACAUCCCAGGCCAAGUAUAGCCACCCGCUGUCCGGCGUCUACCUCGGACAGGAAAGACCAUUCGCUCACUCUCCCCGUCUGCAUUACCUUCCCUGGACAGCAACAGUAACGAGACGCCCGAAACCCCCGGUGGGAAAGAGCCCAGGAACGAACACCGGUGGCGGCGCAGACUGGCAUCAAUUCGGUGCAAUGCCCAGCCCGAUCCAGGUUUCCGAAGAUUUAUCCCUCCGAAUGAGCGCAUUCAUCUGCUCUGUGGUAUUCUCGACUGAACAAUGUGAUGAUGUUGCCGUAUUCCGAACAAUUAAGAUUGGAAGCCAGGACCCUUGGAGACAAGGUACUGCUAUCGUUAUCAUGCUUAUCUGGCGCUGCGCCAACGACCCUUCCUCUUCUUGCCUCGCCUCGCCUCGACUGCGGACUCGGCGCGUUCGCAAACUUGGCGUAUCUCUCUUCACCUCGCAGCGGCAUGACGAGGUGUACAAGUACAAGGAAAUUGAGACACCGAUAACCCUGACAAGUCGGUUGGAUGGUCUGUUGGGCCUAUUGAGUCGGCUGCCAUGUUUCCAAGCUUGCCAAAGAUAUCUGUUCGGUAUUGUAUCGCUUGAGCUGAAGCUUAACACAGCAACAAAACAUCAACACAACGGAGGAGGAGAGGACCCCGGUAGGCCUGGUAAAGUAGAUAAGGUUGCGACGGACCCUGCGUCCGGAAUGCAGAAGAAACACACUCGUGGUGCUGCUGCUGCUGAAUGA